AUGAAUCAGUUUAUCGUUAGUUUCCUCAUUUUGGCGCUGACCACCAGCGCGCUCUCCUCAUCCGUCUCGCCGGUGAAGAGACACUCCGGCGCGGAUGACAGCGCCUCAACACUGGCCUUUGUCUUCGAUGUUACCGGCUCUAUGUACGACGAUCUCAAACAGGUGAUAGAUGGUGCUUCUCGGAUCUUGGAGAGAACCCUGAGCCGCAGAACAAGACCAAUCAAGAACUUCGUGCUGGUUCCUUUCCAUGAUCCAGACAUUGGUCCUGUUUCCAUCACAACUGAUCCCAAGAAGUUCCAGAAGGAUCUUCAAGAGCUGUUUGUUCAGGGUGGAGGGGAUUGUCCAGAGAUGAGCAUUGGGGCCAUCAAGAAGGCUCUGGAGGUUUCUCUACCUGGAUCCUUCAUCUAUGUUUUCACAGAUGCCCGAGCCAAAGAUUAUCGCUUGAAAAGAGAUGUUCUUCAGCUUGUACAGCUCCGACAGUCUCAGGUUGUGUUUGUGCUGACGGGGGACUGUGGGGAUCGGUCUCAGCCGGGAUACAGAGCUUAUGAGGAGAUUGCUGCCACCAGCUCCGGUCAAAUUUUUCACCUGGACAAACAGCAAGUCAAUGAGGUUCUUAAAUGGGUUGAGGAAACUGUCCAGGCUAUGAAGGUCCACCUUCUCUCGUCCGACCAUGAAACUGCCCAGGAGACUCAGUGGGAGGUGUCCUUUGACCCCAGUUUAAAAGAAGUCACUGUGUCAUUGAGUGGUCCAGCACCACAAAUUGAGCUCAGAGACCCUCUUGGUCGCGUAGUUGGAGAGAGACAGGGUCUGACAGAACUGCUCAACAUCCCAAACUCAGCACGGGUGGUCAACCUGAAGAACCCUCGACCAGGACCAUGGACAUUAAAGGUGGGCUGCGGUGGGAGACACACACUUAGAGUAACAGGUGUGAGCAACCUGGACUUCAGGGCGGGUUUUUCUAGUAUACCUGUCACAGAGUUCAGCAGGACCAGAGAGAGACCUAUUAAAGGCGUUCCAGCCCACAUGAUGCUGAAGUGUUCAGGUCUGAAGCCUCCUGGUCUGGUUACCAAUAUGGAGCUAGUAUCUUUAGGGGGCCGCUCUUUGCGUACCAUUCCUGUGCCUUUGCCUGACGAUGGAGGCUCAGGAGGUAUUUGGAGGAUCCCAGAGUUUCGAACACCCUCUCAGAGCUUCUUCCUCAAAGUGUCUGGAAAUGAUGGAGAUGGCUAUAACUUUCAGAGACUGUCUAGUGUGUCAUAUACCAACAUUAUCCCAGAGCCUCCACGAGUGAACAUGCCCACUGGGGUAAGAGGCUUCUACAUGCAGCCUGCUACGAUUGACUGCUCUGUGGAGAGUGACCUGCCUUAUAGGCUGAGAUUCACCAAAGGUGGAAGCACAAUAGGAGAGGAAAGAACCUAUGAGUCUUCAGUUAAAGCAUCAUGGGAAAUUCCCCAUGCCUCAGGCAGUGAUGAAGGAGCAUAUGAAUGUGUGGCCCAGAGUAGUGCAGGCAUGGGACGAGCUCUCACGCAACUCACUGUCAGAGAGCCCCCUCCUGUUCUGCAUCCUCCCGUGAAUGUGACGUCAUUCCCGGGGACAGUGGCAGUGCUGUCCUGUCAGGUUCAAGGCUCUGUGCGGCACAACCUGACCUGGUAUCGGACCGGCACCGCUUUAUCAUCCCGCUCAGGAAGGGUGAAAGUACUGGCCAAUUCCUCUUUGGAGAUCAGUUGGGUUCGCAGCCAGGACACCGGACCCUACCAGUGCAGAGCCACAAACGCCCACGGAGAGAGCCAGGCUGUCGUAUGGCUGGUGGUCCUAGAGGCCCCAUCUGUGGUUGUCUCCCCUCAGACACAAAGCUUCUCUCUGGCUGCAGAGGUCCACAUCUCCUGUUCGGCAUCUGGUUCCCCUCCUCCAAAGGUUUUCUGGAGCCAUGGCAACAUCUUUCUGUCCAACCACUAUCGCGGCAGGGACUGGGAGACUGGGGAUCUGGAUCUGGGAACAGUUCCAUUUGCGGAGCAGAAUGUCCAUCGUGGAUCGCUGCGGAUCCGUGGGGUUCAGGAACUGGAUUCUGGAGACUAUACCUGUGUGGCCUCAAACAUUGCCGGGUCUGCCUCUGCUGUGGUCAUACUACAGGUGGGAGCUGCUCCUGUGUUCUCCGAGUCUCCGGUGGACAUAACAGCCGGUGUGGGUGAUAACAUUACUCUACCAUGCAUCGCCCGUGGUUUCCCCACACCUUCUCUGACAUGGAGACGCCAGGACGGACGUCCCAUUUUUGGCAAGUCAUCUGGCCAUGUCGGUACCUCUCAACUGCCUUCCGGUGCCCUUCAGAUCCAGAGUGUUUGGGUUGAUGAUGAAGGUGUUUAUGUUUGUGAGGCCAAAAACCAGUUUGGAUCCAUCAAGGCUCUUGCCAGAGUCACUGUUGCUGGCUUAGAACCCCCAUUAUUAAUUCAAGGUGCACCAGCUGUCACAGUGAUGAUCGGUCAGCCUUUGAACCUUCCCUGUAUGUUAUUAGAUGGCAUUCCUCUUCCUGACAGAGUUUGGACGCACAAUGGAAAACAAGUGCGUGUUGGUGGAAGAGUCUUUCUAAGGAGUGAUGGCAGUCUGCAUGUAGAUAGAGCUGGAGCAGGUGAUGCUGGGACAUAUGUGUGCACUGCCAUCAAUGUAGCAGGAUCAGCCAAUAUAACCGUCACAGUGGAACUUCAUGCUCCUCCUGAUAUCAAGGCUGGUCCUCUGCACUACACAGCCAACGAGGGCACACCCAUCUCCCUGUCCUGUGAAGCAAGUGGGGUCCCCAAACCCACCAUCGUCUGGUCCAAGAGCAAAAAGGGGCUGGGGGAUAUGCAGGAGGAAUGCCUGAUUCAACCUGAGAAGCCGCUUCAGAGGUUUCAGACAGGAUGUGCAUUCCAGUGGUGCAUUCAAGUCACGUCGGAAAGAUUGUUCACCAUUCUGCCGUCUGGUUCUCUGAAGAUUAGUGAUGUCAGGCUGAUAGACAGUAAAUUCUACACCUGUUCUGCUGCUAACCCAGCUGGCAACGUCUCACUCACCUACAAUUUGCAAGUACAAGCUAAACCAAGGAUUCAGCCAGCACCUUCGUCUCUUAAGGCUUUGAUUGGCCAGACGGUGGUGUUGCCAUGUGUGGUCCAAGGAGAGCCAAGCCCUCAGAUCAGCUGGCUUCAUAACGGACUUCUUGUGGGCAGUGAUAGGAUGCUGAAGAUCCAGGCGGUCCAGCACUCGGACAGUGGCACGUAUAGUUGUGUAGCCAAGAAUAGUGCUGGAGAAGAGACCAUCGAGAUUGUUCUGAACAUUUUAGAGGGCCCCUAUUUCAAGACACAUGGAGAGACCAUCAUUGAGACUGUGGCUAACAGCAGAGUGCUCAUCCCUUGCCCUGCAAGAGGGUCUCCUGCUCCUUGGGUGCGAUGGUUCAAAAAUGGCCUGGAGGUUCAUAUGGAGCGAUCGGAGCACGGUGUGUCUUUGGCUGAGAAUGGCUCGCUGGUGAUUGGCUCCGCUUCGGCCAGUCACAGUGGAGAUUUUAAGUGUGUGGCCAGUAAUGAAGCAGGAUCAGUGGAGAGGAAGACCAGGCUAAAGGUCAAUGUUCCACCGGAGAUCCAAGACGAUGGGCAGCCUUUGAAUCUGACGGUCACACUGAAGCAGCCCCUCACACUGGGAUGUGAUGCUUUCGGUAUCCCAACCCCAACCAUUACCUGGACUAAAGACAACAGACCUGUAUUGGAGACUCCAGGGGUGUAUCUGCAGAAUGGAAAAAGACUUUUAAAGAUUUACCGUGUUCAGCAUGAUCACGCUGGCCACUUUUCCUGCACUGCCCAGAACUCUGCUGGGGAAGACAGGAGGGAGUAUAUUAUUGAAGUACAAGCUCCACCAGUAAUUUCAGGCACCUCAGGAGUGCAGGAAAUGACUGUCAUGGCAGGGCAGGAAGUGGACAUGCAGUGCAGAGUUAGUGGCCGCCCACUGCCUACAGUGGAAUGGAGUCAUGAUGGAGAAAUUUUAUCCCCUAAUGGAGACCCUCAUGUGGAGUUUCUGGAGAAGGGGCAGGUUUUGAGAGUCAAGUCUGUCAGGCCGAGGGAUCGUGGCCUAUAUCUGUGUAUGGCCAGUAACAACGCUGGGACUCAGACACGGCAGUUCAGGCUGAACGUACAAGCUGCUCCCAUGAUUCAUGAUGCCGGUGAGAAUUCAGAGGUGACUGUCGUUCUGGGCUUCCCUGCUGUUCUUCACUGUGAAGUUGAGGGGAUCCCACUUCCCACUAUCACCUGGCUAAAGGACAACCAGCCCAUUGUGUCCAGCCCUCAGCUCACGUACACACAGAGUGGACAGUCUUUGCGUGUGGCUGCAGCCCGUGGUGAGGAUGCAGGCACCUACACCUGCCGAGCAACUAACCUGGCUGGAACAGCACACAGACACCACACACUAAGAAUUAUGGUACCUCCACAGAUUGAGGGGGAUUCUACGACUCUCAGCUUUGGCAGAAGAGAAGAGAAAGUGAGAAUUAAUGGGACAUCGACUUUGUCAUGCCUGGCCAAAGGCUUUCCAGAGCCUGUCACACAAUGGUUUAAAGAUGGACAGCUAUUAAAUGGGAAUACACACACCGGUCUGAGAGUGAACAGUCACAUGCUCCUCAUCGAGAAUGCCAUGUUGUCUCACGAGGGCCAGUACACAUGUGUGGUUACCAAUUCUGCUGGAGAGGACAAGAGAGACUUCCACCUGAUUAUACAGGUUCCUCCAAUCUUUCACCGGGUAAUAAAUGGUGCUGCUGGUUUCUCACUGGGGGAGAGAGAAGAUGAAGAGGAUCCUGACGGCACUGAAGGGAUGGUUGAAAGACGAGAGGUGGUACUGGGACACUCCAUCAGUCUGUCCUGUGAAAGCAAUGCUAUUCCUCCUCCUCGACUCAGCUGGUACAGGCAAGGCAGGCAACUUACCAGCUCAGAUGGAGUUGCGUUGUUACCUGGAGGGAAUGUCUUGCAGAUCCCACGGGUUCAGCUUGAGGAUGCUGGGAAAUAUACCUGCCAGGCUGUGAAUGAAGCUGGAGAGGACAAAAUGCACUAUGACCUGGAGGUGUUGGUUCCUCCUUUGAUUGAUGGCCAGACUGAUGAGUUCAUGCAGGACGUGGAUGCUGUGGUCAACUCGACUAUAUCACUGCGCUGUGAUGUCACAGGAAACCCCACUCCAUCUGUAUCUUGGCUGAAGGAUGGUCUGCCCCUCUACAGCGGCCCUCACCAUCAGAUAUUAGAGGAUGGGAAACUGCUGGAGAUACUGAAUGUACAAGUGUCAGAUGCGGCCAGUUAUCAGUGUGUGGCAGAGAAUAAGGCUGGAGCUGUCGAGAGACUCUACAGCUUGUCUGUUCAAGUUCCACCAAGGAUCGUGGGUCGCCGAGAGGAGGAUAUGAGUGUGGUGGAGGGUCACAUGAUCUCUCUGCUGUGUGAUGUGCAGGCAUACCCACCUGCUGACAUCAUCUGGACCAAAGAUGGGCAGGUGCUGGAGUUCAGCACUGGCAUCCACAUCCUGCCAGGUGGUCAGAUGCUGCAGCUUCCCAGGGCUGGACAGCAAGAUGCCGGCCAGUAUGUCUGUACAGCCACAAACUCAGCCGGACAAGACCAAAAGAGCAUUCUCCUUACCGUCUACGCCCUGCCUUCACUGGUGCCACGUCUUGAAUCAGAGUCAGAGGUUAUGACACCUCAGGUCGGGUCAUCGCUUAGUCUGCGUUGUGAAGCCAACGGCACCCCUGAACCAGAGGUCACAUGGUAUCGUAAUGGACUUCAGCUGGCUGCUGGGAAUGGUUUGAGGAUAGAGCGCCAGCAACUUGAGAUAGUUGGGGUGCAGGUGGCUGAUGGCGGGGUGUACACCUGUAAGGUGUCCAACAUUGCAGGUCAAGUAGAUCGCACCUUUAGAGUAACAGUCCAUGUGCCUCCUGUGAUGGAGGGCCCUCUUCAUGAGACGCUCACUCAAAACAUGGGCUCACACAUCACCCUCAUCUGUGAGGCCUCUGGCGUACCUGUACCCAACAUUGCUUGGCUGAAAGACGGCUCUCCUAUCGAAAGCAGUUUGCAGUGGAACUGGUCAGCGAGAGGAAACCGACUGGAGUUAGGCCCUCUGCAGCUCUCUCAUGCCGGCACUUACACAUGCAUCGCUAAAAACAGUGAAGGGCAGACGCAGAAAGACUACUCACUUACUAUAUUUGCGUCACCCACAAUUAUAGAUUCUGGCCACCCAUCAGAGGUCAGUGCACCUGUUGGGGAGGAACUGACUCUUGAAUGUCGGGUGAUGGGUACACCUACUCCCAAAGUGAGCUGGCUGAAGAACGGAAAGACUCUUGAGAAUGGAAACAAAGAGCAUAUAGCUAUCUCUCCUGAUGGGAGCACUCUAACACUUCUGAAUAUAAGGCCAGAAGACUCCGGAACAUACACCUGCCUGGCUGUCAGCUCUGCUGGCCAAGAGAGCAAGAUCUAUACCUUGUUUGUACUGGUUCCUCCCUCCAUGAGUGGGGAGACCAGCGUCCCCCGUGAGGUGCACACCACUCAGCACAGUGUGGUCACACUGGAGUGCAAAGCCAUUGGGACUCCUCAACCUCAAAUUAGCUGGCUGAGGGACGGUCAUCCUUUACUCCUCUCACCCCAUGUCCGCCUGCUUUCUGCAGAUACUGUUCUUAGGAUUGCACCAGUACAGCUGUCUGAUUCUGGCAUCUACACUUGUGUGGCUCGUAGCAGAGCUGGAUCAGCUGAACUCAACUUUGACCUCCACGUGCAAGCUCCCCCUGCGGUUGAGCGCACAGAGCCGACUGAGCAGGUGGCCGUGGUCCAGGGCUCUUCGGUAACACUGACCUGUGAAGCCCGGGGUGUGCCUCCUCCAACUCUAUCGUGGCUGAAGGAUGGCCAACCGCUUUCGCUGCACCGUAAUCUUCUGCUGGAUGGACAGGAAACCCGCUUCUUGCUCUCUGAUGUGGGUCCCAGUGAUGGAGGCCUCUACAGCUGUGUGGCGAGCAACCAGGCAGGAAGCAGUACCAAGACUUUCAACCUGACCGUGCUAGAGCCCCCCAAGAUCUCUGGCUCUUCAUCCCCUGACGAGCAGCUGGUUGCACUGGACAGUGUGCUGGAGCUGGAGUGUAUCGCGACCGGUCUUCCCCCUCCAACCCUCAGCUGGCUGAAAGAUGGGCGUCCACUACAGGACAGCAUGGCAGUAAUAGAGAGAGAUGGGCAGCUGCUCAGAAUCAACCAAGUUCAGGUGGAGGACGCAGGUCUGUAUACCUGUAUUGCUAGUAGCCCAGCAGGAGAGGAUGGCAGAAACCAUUGGGUGCGCGUUCAGCUUCCACCCACUCUUCUCGGCUCUAAUGACAUCAGAACUGUAUCGGUUCCAGCUAAAGGUCACUUGACACUGGAGUGUCAAACCAACAGUGACCCUCCACCAGAGAUUGAGUGGUACAAGGAUGAUGUCAAACUACAGUUGGGAGGUCGAAUUCAGUCCAUUGCUGCUGGACAGUAUUUGGAAAUUCAAGAUGUCCGGACCCAAGAUAGUGGACAGUACAGCUGUGUGGUCACCAACAUUGCUGGCAGCACCAGUCUGUUCUUCACUGUAGAGAUUCUCUUGCCGCCGGUCAUCAGAGAGGGCAGCUCACUGAUCGUAGCACAUGUCAAUCAGGAUGCAGUGUUGCCAUGUCAGGUGGAGGGAGGGCCUUCCUCAUCUGUCCUGUGGAGGAAAGAUGGCGGUCCAGUCCCACUUCACCAUGGCAGAUUCAACUUGCUAUCAGAAGGCUCUUUGCGCAUUGCGUCAGUGCAGCUGUCUGACGCCGGGCGUUACUACUGCAGUGUAUCAAAUCAGGCAGGAUCAGACCAUCGCGGCAUGGACCUUAAAGUCUACGUUGGGCCCUCGAUUAGCCCUGGCCCCUUUAAUGUGACGGUGGUCACAGGUCAGAGAGCAGUGUUGAGUUGUGAGAGCACCGGCAUACCUGCUCCUCAGGUGAGCUGGAAAAGGAACGGCUCACCCCUCAAUGUAGAUCUUCAGUCUGGCGCUUACAGGUUAAUGUCUUCUGGCUCUCUGAUCAUUUCCUCACCGUCUGUUGAGGAUGAGGGCUACUUUGAGUGCACAGUGACCAAUGAGGUUGGAGAAGAGCGAAGGGUCAUAGAGGUCAUUCUGCAAGUUCCUCCUCUAAUUAAAGAUGAUGUCAGCAGUGUUACAGCUGUUAAAAUGUCUCCUGUCGUGUUGCCAUGUCAUGCCAUGGGCCGUCCAGAGCCUGUCAUCAGCUGGAACAAGAACUGGAUGCAGCUAGGCACUCGAGGGGGCAGUUACCGUGUGCUGCCCACAGGUGCACUGGAGAUCUUGGCUGCAACACCUAGUCAUGCUGGCAAAUAUACCUGCUCUGCCCGCAAUUCUGUUGGAGUGGCUUACAAACACGUUACUCUUACUGUACAGGAGCCCCCAGAGAUCAGACCCAUGGCAGAAGAAGUCCAGGUGGUGUUACAUCACUCAGUGGUUCUACCCUGUGAAGUACAAGGAUUCCCAAGACCCACCAUUACAUGGCAGCGAGAAGGUGUUCCUGUGGCAACAGGUCAUAGACUGACAGUGCUCCCCAAUGGAACUUUGAAGUUUUCACGGGUCACUCUUGGAGAUGCUGGAACAUACCAGUGUUUAGCACAGAAUGAAGCAGGAACAACUAUGGGAAGAACCAACCUCAUUUUACAAGUUCCUCCGGUGUUGUCUGUGCCUCAUCUGGAGUACACAGCAAUUCUUGGCCAUCCGGUCAGUCUGGAGUGUACCGCGGACGGUCAGCCAAAGCCAGAAGUGACAUGGCACAGGGAGCGUAGGCCUGUUGUGGAGGGCACACACCUGAGACUGUUCUCUAACGGCACACUGCACAUCACUGCCACUCAACGCAGCGAUGCAGGAAUCUACACCUGCUCAGCCCGAAACAACGCUGGUAGAGCCAGCCAUGACAUCAGAGUAAUUCUGCAAACCCCACCACAGAUUUAUGUUGGUCAGUCAGAGAUGUCGGUCAUCCAGGGAUUUCAAGCACUUCUGCCAUGUGCAGCACAGGGUCUUCCAGAGCCCAGGGUGAGCUGGGAGAAACAGGGAGUCCCUGUGCCAACCCUCCCGGGCAAAUUCACUCUGCUGAGGUCAGGAGAACUGAUUAUCGAAAGGGCUGAGCCUGGUGAUGCGGGUCUGUUCACAUGUGUAGCCACCAACACUGCUGGAACAGCUCGACGGGACAUUCGCCUGUCUGUCAACAUGAGACCUGCUUUUAAAGAGUUACCUGGUGAUGUGACGUUGAAUAAAGGCCAAAGUCUCACCCUGUCCUGCCAUGCUCAGGGUACUCCACCCCCCACCAUAACAUGGACUGCCAACAACAGGCCCUAUACAGGUGCAAGUGUUGAUGGAUCUGGCAGAAGUUCAGUGAUUAUUGACAGUGCCACUGUAAGUGAUGGUGGCACCUAUGUCUGCAUUGCAGAGAACACUGUAGGAUCCAUAAGGGCUCUUUCGUUUGUGCGUGUCAGAGAACCUCCCGUGCUGAGAGGGGAAGCCCACACAACUAAGACUGUAGUUCAGGGUAAAGCUGCCAUGCUGGACUGCGCUGUCAGCGGGGACCCUGUCCCUUCCUUGCGGUGGCACAAAGAUGGCCGGCCGAUACUUGGCUCUCUGCGGUUUCAUCCCCUCCGCAAUGGCUCUCUGGUUUUGUAUAGUGCCACGAUCGGAGAUUCAGGAGAGUACAGAUGUGUUGCUGAAAGUGAGGCGGGCGCUGCGGAAAGAACAAUAUCUCUGAAAGUACAAGUUCCAGGGGGCUACUCAAACUGGGAGGAGUGGGGCCCGUGCAGUGCCACCUGUGGGCAAGGCAUCCAGGAGCGAAUCAGAUUCUGUAACAACCCACCUCCAGCCAAUGGUGGGCCAUCGUGCGAGGGUCCAAACGUGGAUUCCAGGAAAUGUCAAGCCUCUUUGUGUCCAGGCGAGUCUCCGCGGCGUGCACGGGGCAGUCUGAUAGGCAUGAUUAAUGAGAAGGAGUUUGGAGUGGCCUAUCUGGAAGCCAAUAUCACAGAGAAUGAAGCGGAUGGCACCAGCACGCUGGAUGCCCAUGUAGAAAACAUUCCUCCAAGUGUCGGUCCUUUGUUGCGAGUUCUUGUGUCAGUAUUUGCCCCAAUUUACUGGACAACUGUAUAUCAAUCACCGGAAACCCAAAAUGGCUUCUCUCUCACUCAAGGGCAGUUCAGACAGGAAUCUCAGCUGGAGUUUGACACAGGAGAGGUCUUAAAGCUGACUCAUGUGGCCAGAGGUCUGGAUGCGGAAGGGGCUCUGCUAGUGGACAUUGUGAUCAACGGCUUUGUUCCUCCUAUGCUGUUGACUUCUAAUCUCAAUCUGCAGGAGUUUGACGAGUCAUAUGUGCAGACAGGCUCCGGGCAGCUUUAUUCCUGGUCCUCACAGAAUCACAUGUGGGACGGGUCUCCUCUGACCCUAAGAUGCAAUCAUUCUGUGGUUUUUGAAGGGCCGGAGAACCGUCAGGGGCCCCUGCUGCAGCUCCUCAGACUGACAGGAAUAAGUAGCACCUACAGCUUUUUCACUCUCAGCCUGGAGUUCAAGAUGACUGCCAGUUUACUCAUACCAGAGGGUAAUGGAGAGACGUGUCCAAAAGGUUUUGUAUUGGACACAGCAUCUUACUGUGCCGAUGAGGACGAAUGUGCUGUUGACUCUCCCUGCUCACACUCAUGUAAUAAUAUCAUGGGUGGUUUCUCCUGCGCGUGUCCUUCUGGAUUCACCAUCUCUACCGAGUCCAACACCUGCCGAGAUAUUGAUGAGUGCACCCAAGGUUCCCACUUGUGUCACCCCAACCAGCAGUGUGUGAACACUGUUGGGACGUAUCGCUGUCAAGCCAAGUGUGGCCUGGGCUUCAAACCCAGUUUAGUUGGCACCAGUUGUGAAGAUAUCGAUGAAUGUGCAUUUAAAAAGCCUUGCCAACAUGAGUGCAGAAACACAAUAGGAAGCUACCAGUGCACUUGCCCACCAGGAUACCAACUAUUAUCCAAUGGCCGAACAUGCAAAGAUAUUGAUGAGUGCACUGUGCAAGGUGUUCAGUGUGGCCCAAACCAAAUGUGCUUUAACACACGGGGGGGCUAUCAGUGUCUUGACACACCCUGUCCCACCAGCUACCAAAGAGGACGCAAUCCAGGCACCUGCUACAGGCCUUGCACUUCCAGACUAGAUUGUGGCUCCACAGGCUUUCCUCUGCUCCAGUACAAGCUCCUCACUCUUCCUCUGGGCAUACCAGCACACCACAACUUGGCUCGUUUGUCAGCUUUCUCCGAAUCAGGUGUUCUCCAAGACCACACAUCCUUCACUAUCCUGGAGCAAGGAGGGGAAAAUGGAGAGAGGCCUUUUGGCAUCAAGGACGAAGCAGGAAGAGGCAUCAUAUUCACAGUAAAGCCUUUAGACUGGCCCGGCCUGGUGCGACUUCGGGUACAAGCCACUACGCUGUCAGACCAGGGGCGCAUAACCUACCAGAGUAUCUUUAUUAUCUACAUCUCCAUAUCCAAAUACCCCUACUGAGUGCGCAAGACUGCACAGGAUGUACUGUUGCUUAAUGGGACAUGGGAGAAGCAUUAGUAAAUGAACUCGAUUCCCACCUAUUUAUGUGCCCUCUUGUGGAGCGGAAUGUUGGAUUAUUGAAUUAUCAUCAGGAUAAUAAAUACAUUGCAUCUUUUAUAAUUACUAUUAUUUGAAAAUAUUGUAGUAGCUUUCAAAUCUUACCUGGGCUCUUUAGUUUUCACUGAUUUGCUGUUAUUUCUCCAUUUUUGUGGUAAUGAAUCAGGAUAUAUC
Messenger RNA from Sinocyclocheilus grahami, 11796 nucleotides. RefSeq names its product hemicentin 2 (gene hmcn2). Gene Ontology annotation, molecular function: calcium ion binding. The transcript is spliced from 75 exons. The coding region runs from base 1 to 11526 and encodes 3841 amino acids. The record is from RefSeq and is a predicted model, not a curated record. NCBI's taxonomy places the organism in Eukaryota, Metazoa, Chordata, Actinopteri, Cypriniformes, Cyprinidae.